AUGGGAACACGGGAUAACCAGCCGCCGUCGACCGCUCAACCACCAGUGAUUCCUGGAAACGCCGCUAGUGAGGAGACAGUGCCCGCGAGCGAAACACCUAGAAAUCUGCUACCCGGCACUAGUGAUGGGAACGUGUCGGUGUCGGUAAAUAGUCACGACGUAUUUAGAGUGGGGAUAAAAGUGCCUCCCUUUUGGCCAGAAGAGCCAGACAUCUGGUUUGCGCAAAUCGAGGGACAAUUUGACCUGCAAAGGAUAACGAGUGACACGACCAAAUUUAAUUACGUCAUUAGCCACCUAGACAAUCACCACUCACGGGCGGUCAAAGACAUUAUUAUUAAACCUCCCCCAAGCGGCAAGUAUGAAAAACUCAAAGGUGAGCUGAUCAGAAGAUUGAGCGACUCGAAAGAAAAGCGCAUCAAGCAGCUGAUGAUGCACGAGGAGCUGGGCGAGCGGAAGCCGUCGGAGUUCCUGCGCCACCUCCAGGGCCUAGCGGGCGUCAGCGUGGACGAAGAUUUUAUGAAGACCAUGUGGAUCGGCCGCCUGCCGCACGGAAUCCAAACUGUGUUGGCCGGGCAACCCAGCACAGCGACGCUAGAAGCCCUGGCUGACCUGGCGGAUAGGGUCAACGACCUAGCUUCAGCGACGCCACGCGUGGCAACCGUCGGCAACGCAGUACCCGGCUCAGUGAUCAGCGACCUCGCCAAAGAACUGGCGGAACUUCGGCGGGAGCUUCGGGAGUUGAAGACUGGACCUGGUCGAACCUCCAGAUCCCGCACCUCAUCCGCGCGAGGCAGCCGCAGCAACUCCAGGCAACGCUCCGAAUCGAAUUAUAGAAAAUACCCAACAUGCUGGUAUCAUAGCAAAUUCGGAGAGAAAGCCAGCAGGUGCACCCGCCCAUGUGACUACUCUUCGGAAAACGCGAAGGGCGGUCGAUAA
This is a messenger RNA of Cydia splendana, 936 nucleotides long. RefSeq lists its product as uncharacterized. The record is from RefSeq and is a predicted model, not a curated record. Bases 1 to 936 code for a protein of 311 amino acids. Lineage: Eukaryota; Metazoa; Arthropoda; Insecta; Lepidoptera; Tortricidae. The transcript has a single exon.